Molecule: messenger RNA, 1083 nt
Organism: Pochonia chlamydosporia 170
Lineage: Eukaryota; Fungi; Ascomycota; Sordariomycetes; Hypocreales; Clavicipitaceae
Product: plasma membrane iron permease
Exons: 4
Coding region: 1-1083 (360 amino acids)
Biological process (GO): iron ion transmembrane transport
Cellular component (GO): plasma membrane; high-affinity iron permease complex
Molecular function (GO): ferrous iron transmembrane transporter activity
Source: RefSeq, a predicted model, not a curated record
AUGGCUAAGGACGUUUUUUCUGUGCCGAUAUUCCUCGUCGUCUUUCGAGAGACGUUGGAAACGGUCAUCAUUGUCUCCGUCUUGCUAGCAUUCUUGAAGCAAACCCUUGAUGGACCAGAGCGGGAUGCAAAGACUUACAAAACCUUACGGCGCCAGGUAUGGCUGGGUGUUGCUGCCGGUUUCUUCCUCUGCAUGGUUGUCGCCGCAGCACUGAUUGGCGUGUUCUACACCGUUGGAUCCAAUUCUUGGGACAACAAUGAGAACUACUACGAAGGCGCGUUUUGUCUCUUCGCCGCCGUCAUCAUCACCGUCAUGGGUGGCGCUCUUCUCAGAAUCGGCAAGAUGCAAGAAAAGUGGCGUGUCAAGCUCGCCAAGGCCAUAGAGUCGCCCAUCAAGGCUGGCUCCAAGGGUUGGAUUGCCCACUGGCUCGAGAAGUACUCCAUGUUCGUGUUGCCGUUCAUCACAGUUCUUCGUGAGGGCAUUGAGGCCGUUGUGUUUGUGGCCGGUGUGACCUUUUCAGCACCCGCAUAUGCCGUGCCCCUGCCUGUCGUUGUAGGACUUCUUGUUGGCGGCAUCAUUGGCUGGAUUCUCUACAAGGGUGGCUCUUCUGCCAAGUUGCAAAUAUUCCUCGUCGCUUCAACGUGCCUCUUGUAUCUCGUUGCGGCAGGCCUCUUCUCCCGUGGUGUUUGGCACCUCGAGGCGCAAAAGUGGAAUAAUGCCAUUGGUGGCGAUGCAUCAGAAACUGGCAACGGCCCAGGAUCUUACGACAUCGACAAGAGUGUCUGGCAUGUGAAUUGCUGCUCACCAACUUCCACCAGCGACGGCGGCUGGGGAGUCUUCAACGCCAUUCUCGGCUGGCAAAACUCUGCGACCUACGGGUCCGUCAUCUCAUACAACGUCUACUGGAUCUUUGUCAUGGCCGGAUUCAUCCUCAUGCGAUUCAAGGAGACCAAGGGUCACUGGCCGUUCAUGAAGCCCAAACAUUCAGUUGCUCAGGAGGACAGCCGCAGUGGCAGUUCCAGCCAGCAGGGUGGUGCCGCUGAGAAAACUACCAAUGUGACAGAGAAGACUACCACGGCGUAA